AUGAAGUGUUGAAAAGACCAAUGUGAAAAUAAGUUGGAAUUUGUUUGCCCAUGCGCAAAUCCUCCUGCUUAUUCAUGUGAUACACAUAUUGCUGCCCAUAUGAAAACUGCAUCUAAUUCUAGGCAUCUUCCAGAGCCCUUAACAAUUUCACCAAAUCCAGAAACAAAAAGAGCUCUUAUUGAUUGUCUUCACAAGUCGCUAUCUGACUUAUAUGAGCUAAGGAGAAAAACUGUUUUAGAUUUUUCAAUGCAAAUUAAGCAAAUUAAUGAGAAAAUGAAAAUUGUAUUGGAAUCAUUUGACGAAUUUAUAAAAAAUCAACGCAAAAUAAUUUCUGAAAUACAGAUAGUAAAAGUAAUGUCAAAUUCCAGAAAGACUCAAAUAGAUAAAAUACUGGCUGCAGAGCCAGAAGAAGCAAUUAACCUCCUUAAAGGUACUUUUGAUAUUUUUGAUAGAUUCAACUUCUUUAUAGACGGUGUAGGAAUAUUAUCAAAAAUAGAGCCUUUCAAAAAUGAAUGAAAUAAGUUUAUUAUUUUCCGCGAUGGAUCCAAAAAAAUUGUGAAAACAGAUUUAAAUAAUAAUUAUUCAUCAAUUGAAUUCAAUAUCUAA
Molecule: messenger RNA, 606 nt
Organism: Blepharisma stoltei
Lineage: Eukaryota; Ciliophora; Heterotrichea; Heterotrichida; Blepharismidae
Source: the annotation of a GenBank genome assembly